Messenger RNA from Moneuplotes crassus, 1055 nucleotides. NCBI's taxonomy places the organism in Eukaryota, Ciliophora, Spirotrichea, Euplotida, Euplotidae. The record is from the annotation of a GenBank genome assembly.
CAAAUUACUUUUCCUCUUGCUACAUCCAAUGAGAUUACUGAGUUGUUUCCUGCAAUCAUCCAGCCACAUUCUGCACAUCUCCUUCUUUUUCUUGCUCUCUUCGUUGAAGGUGUUCGAGUUGGACAAAAAGAACUUCAUCAGCGGGAACAUAGACUGUAGUUCAUCCACACUUUUGGAACAUUGAGGGCAGUUUUGAGUGAUAGAUUUUGGUUCAAUGAAUACUUUCCUACAUGUAAAGCACCAUUUUAACUUCUUAGAUUUGUGUAUCUUCUGGAAGGAAUCUAUCUCUUUUAAGCAUUUGAAUCAGUUCCUAAACUCUAGUUUAAGACUCUGUUCAAAGUGCCAAGGUUCUAUCUCUUGCUUGCAGUCAGGCUCGAAGCACUCAAUUAUGUGUUUGCCGUUUAUGAUGUUCUGAGUGACUUUGGAUAAUAAACAACCUCGAUGUAUGCAAUGGCCACAUUUCAGAUUGAUCCUCUGUUUCUUUGAGGUGUAACAGAUCAUGCAAGAACCCUUGGAUUUAGUCAAUGCAAAAUUUGGGGUCAUCUUCGACUUUUUCAUUGGAGUAUACAUUGGGGAUGUCUCUUCCAUACUUUUAGAUCAAUUUGAAUCGCUAUUGAUCUGGCUAUUCGAGUCGUUGUAUCAUGAAUUAUCUUUCUCUUCUGCUUGUAAAUUCUCUAUUCUUGGGAUUUUUGAUUUAGUCAGCUUCUUUCUAUUUUUCCUUGAUCUUCCUCUUCUUUUUCAUUUCAUUAGAUGGACUCUCUUCUGCAGUAGGCUCUGUUUGUUCUUGCCCCAUUUGGGAAUAGCUCUGGGAAGCUUUAUCUAAGAAAUCUAUGGGUAUUCAUUUCAGUGGUUCGGGUUUCCCAAGCUUCAUCUGAUGAUUUUUCUCACAUUCGUCCUUAGCUUUUAUAAGCUUAGCUAAAUGAUCUAGCAUUUGGAAAGCUUUGCUAGUUUCCAUUGUAGAAAAUGCUCCAAGCACAAAGCCAUCUGAGAAUUGAGAGUUCUUCAUGAACUCUACAAUAUUAUCCAUUCUCAAAAAUAUUCUGAAGUGUUGUAAA